This is a messenger RNA of Alnus glutinosa, 966 nucleotides long. Its product is annotated as steroid 5-alpha-reductase DET2-like. The record is from RefSeq and is a predicted model, not a curated record. The transcript is spliced from 2 exons. Gene Ontology annotation, biological process: lipid metabolic process. The coding region runs from base 100 to 903 and encodes 267 amino acids. Gene Ontology annotation, molecular function: oxidoreductase activity, acting on the CH-CH group of donors. NCBI's taxonomy places the organism in Eukaryota, Viridiplantae, Streptophyta, Magnoliopsida, Fagales, Betulaceae.
UCUUGUCCACCUGAGUGGAUGUUGGAACAUUGAACUCUACAGAGUACGGACAAAGCAGGAGAGGGUGCAGAGAGAGAGAGAGAGCAAAGAGUGUUUGCUAUGGUGGUCUGCUUCUUGCUAAGAUUUAUUUUCCCACCACCCCCUUCCUUUUUCAUCACGGCCAUGUCAAUGAUUAGCUUAAUAUCAUCAGCUAAGCUUGGGUUCUCCGAAGUAAGAGGAGAGAACUUACAGUAUUCCAAAUUUUGGAAUGUAAAUCCUCGAAAAUCCGGAAGAAAGCAAAUUAAACUUUCUAGCAGAACAGGCAUGCUUUUUGCUUAUACUCCCGCAUUUCUUGCCGGUCUCGCAUCCUUGGUGUUUUUCACGCAUCAGAAUGCCCGAUUUCUGUUGCUUGCUUCAGCUCUAACCCUUCAUUUCUUCAAGAGGAUCUUUGAGGUGCUAUUUGUUCACAAAUACAGUGGCGGGACGGUUCUUGAUUCUGCAAUUUCUAUCUCUCUUGGUUACUUUGUGUCCACUGCAAGCAUUAUCUAUGCCCAAACCUUAACGCAAGGGAUUUCAGAGCCACCAGUUGAUUUGAAGUAUCCUGGAAUUUUGUUGUUUCUUAUUGGAAUCAGCGGCAACUUUUACCACCAUUACCUCCUCUCCAAGCUGAGGGGAGAGGGUGAGAGAGAAUACAGGAUUCCAAAUGGUGGUUUAUUUGAGUUAGUGAUAUGCCCACACUAUCUUUUCGAAAUUAUGGGUUUCUUAGGGGUCUCAUUUAUCUCUCAGACAUCGUAUGCUUUCUCUUUCACUCUGGGCACCAUCUUUUACCUGAUGGGAAGGAGUUAUGCCACUAGGAGAUGGUACCUCUCCAAAUUUGAGGAUUUCAGUGAGGAUGUCAAGGCCCUCAUUCCAUAUGUUUUCUAGAAUGUAAAACACCCUGGACAGUAUUAUAACUUAGAUGGUAACUUAGAUUUUCCCUGUUGUUAA